Penicillium mononematosum is the source of this 249-nucleotide messenger RNA. RefSeq lists its product as uncharacterized. NCBI's taxonomy places the organism in Eukaryota, Fungi, Ascomycota, Eurotiomycetes, Eurotiales, Aspergillaceae. The record is from RefSeq and is a predicted model, not a curated record. Bases 1 to 249 code for a protein of 82 amino acids. The transcript is spliced from 2 exons.
AUGAUCGCAUCCAUGGUAGUGAAAGGUGUGGUUAUCAGAAAGGCCGUGUCUGCCGCUGGGGCAGAUGGCCUAUGGUACACGUUUGGUCUUGGUACCAUUGUGAUGAGAACGGUUGGAGACAAUGAUAAGAUCAACGACGAUGAUGAGAUAAAUGAGGAAACAAUGAUAAAGGAAUUGAAAGGUGGAGAUGUUAUAGUUGAGAUGGGAAGGAGUAUGCAGGGAGCCGUAGGAGAUACCGUAGACUGGUGA